This is a messenger RNA of Scleropages formosus (Asian bonytongue), 2887 nucleotides long. It is a transcript of the gene pmm1, whose product is annotated as phosphomannomutase 1. The transcript has 8 exons. Gene Ontology annotation, biological process: mannose metabolic process; GDP-mannose biosynthetic process; protein N-linked glycosylation. Bases 807 to 1592 code for a protein of 261 amino acids. Lineage: Eukaryota; Metazoa; Chordata; Actinopteri; Osteoglossiformes; Osteoglossidae. Gene Ontology annotation, cellular component: cytosol. The record is from RefSeq and is a predicted model, not a curated record. Gene Ontology annotation, molecular function: phosphomannomutase activity.
AUGUAGGAAUAUGUGUGACUAGUGAGUACCAUGGAGUCUUAAAGUACUCUGCUUUGUUUCAAACCUCACAGUUCAACUGCCCUGUCCAUCAGACUUGUUUGCGCUGAAGAUUGUUUACCACCCUGCCCCCUAGUGACUGAACUUGAGGGGCAGAAAGGAGGGCUUGGAUCUUUGCUCUCUGAUGUCCGUGCAUGGGGAGGUCAGGUUAUUAUUAACCUGUUUUUACGGUGUUAAAUGUGUAGACUAAGCUGCUUGGAAUGAUUUAGCCCUUUCUGCAGAAGGUUGUUUUACAGUGAUCUUGAUCAGGGAGGUUUUUCUCAUUUCGGGUCGCAACGCAGCCCACACGGCAGCUGCGGAUGCGCAGCGCGACGCUCAAGAGGACAGAGGACAUGUGUAGCACGUGUCGGGGGGGAGUCACAGCCACUCACGCACUCGGAAGGCGGAGCGAGCGCCCCUAUUGGCCGCCUGCGGUAGCGCCCCCGCGAGACACGGUGGCCGGGCUGCGGCGCGCGCGGCGCUGGAACUGGACGUUCUCUGCGAUUUCUGUGGUCUCGCGCUGGGCGGGGGGCCGCCGCUUCUCGCAGCGGGCUUCGUGUUGCAGCUUCGCUUCUUUUUAAACGCAUUUCGACGGGGUCGUGGAUUCUGACAUUGUUUUACACUGUUUUCGAUGCUUGAGUGUUGAGGGCUCCUUCCGUUCGUUGCCAAUGUUUUAGAAAGCUCUUCUGCACGGCCGAUUAACUGCAUUAAACACAAUAUACAGUGCGAUUUGCGUUCCCCACCGCCCAUUUUUUUGCACGCCUCCUGCAAUGGAUGAAGGCGGCGAUGGCCCAGCGUCAAGCAGGAACGUGCUGUGUUUAUUUGACGUGGACGGCACGCUGACGCCCGCGAGACAAAAGAUCGACCCUGAGCUGGACCGCUUCCUUCAGUCCCUGCGGAAGAAGGUGAAGAUCGGUGUGGUGGGCGGUUCUGACUACUCCAAGAUCGCCGAGCAGCUGGGGGACGGCGACGAAGUGAUACGCAAGUACGACUAUGUGUUUGCGGAGAACGGCACGGUGCAGUACAAAGACGGGAAGCUCAUCUCUAAGCAGGCCAUCCAGAAUCGCCUAGGAGAGGAACUGCUGCAGGAUCUCAUCAACUUCUGUCUUCGGUACAUGGGCCUCAUCAAACUGCCGAAGAAACGGGGUACUUUUAUUGAGUUUCGCAAUGGAACAAUCAAUAUAUCUCCGAUUGGCCGGAGCUGUACGCAGGAAGAGCGGAUCGAGUUCUCUGAAAUUGACAAGAAAGAGAAGAUCCGUGAGAAGUUUGUGGAAGCCCUUCAGAAGGAGUUUGCUGGGAAGGGGCUGCAGUUCACCAGAGGGGGCGUCAUCAGCUUUGAUGUGUUCCCUGAAGGUUGGGACAAGCGCCUCUGCCUGGACGUUCUCGAGCAGGAGGGACUGGACGCCAUCUACUUCUUUGGCAACGAGACAUCGCCUGGCGGCAAUGACUACGAAAUCUUCAGUGACCCCCGGACGAUAGGCUUUGCAGUGUGUUCCCCCAGCGACACGGCCCAACUCUGCAGAGAACUUUUCAACAUCCCAGCUGAUGAGUCCUGACCCACGCAACAGGGGUGACCUUGCUCUCAGAACACACUCCCACCCCCUGUUGGCUGGGUGUUGUAUUGCACACAGAACACACAUUGUGACCCCCCCCCCCCGGGGCAUAGCCUUCACUGAACUGGAAGCACCACUACUACUGAUCCACUACUACCCUUUUAACUGAAUUAUUGAUGAUGGUGAUCAUGAGCGCUGUAGUACCAAAAUCAGUUUAAGUAUUAAAAAAACUGACUGUAGGGGAAAAGGCAGUGUUAAAGUAUAUCUUUUAUCACUUUUGUUUUUAAAAGUUUAAUAAUGUUGAUAAAGAGAACAUGGAGCAUUUUUUUUUAAAUAAUUUCACUGAUGUUUUUACCCUUAGGAGGACCAGCAAUUGUUUUAGCAUUUAAAAAUGAUUAAUAUGGACCUUUUGCACAGGUGGCAUUAGCAGAGGUGUAUUGGGUUCUACAUUAUUGUGAAUAUAGACCCAGUGCUGCCACAGCAGUUUACAUAGUAGCAGGUGAUGUGAUGUAGCAAACGUUGGCAUUGCAUGGCAAGGCCCAUACUGGUAAUUGCCUGUGAAAUUUGGUGGAUGUUUUACACGUGAUGUAUAAUUUGAGGCAGGUGCUGAGGACAGUUAUGUACUAGUGAUCUAGUGUUUUUGUCUUGAAGAAUCAUUUCUUCUCAUACCUGUGUAGCAUCAAAUGUGUCACCUGCAGCUGUCAUGCACAUUACAGGUACAUUUGUGCAUAGGAAAAAUUGAAUGUCAUUUUUAAAAUUUAAAAAAAAAAAAUCCUGCCACAUAAAUGGCCAAUGUGUUGAACGAUAAACUAUGUAAGUCAUUGUCACAACUUUCGCUGAGCAUUGGAGCACCAGUGAUGAGAACCUUGGUGCCUCCCAGAUUACUUAGGGCUUUGAUCUGCUCCUUCGUCCCUCCGACUGAUGAGCGUCAGUCCUGUCCGUACGCCGGUAGGGGUGUGACCAUGCCACAUACCCCCAUUUUCAUUUCGAGUGGCUAUGCUGGACUGGCUGGAAAGCAACCCGGUGGUUAAGACAGUUUAUUUUAACAAGAAGUUUGUGGAAGGUGGUCCUGUGUGGGUCUCUUCUGCUGUGUCUAUAGGCAAUGUUCUGACCUGGAUUUCCAUAGUUAAAAAAAAAAAAAAAAAAAAACCCACUGUGGCUUAAGGGUUUUAAAAUGACAACUUAUGCAGGUCCCUUUGGACAAGGAAGGACCAAAUAGACUCAGUUCUACGGUGAAAAGACACGAAAUGUAUUUGGACUUGGCAAGUGACUAAAGAAUAAAGUUAUUUUUACUAUCA